This is a messenger RNA of Armigeres subalbatus, 2227 nucleotides long. RefSeq lists its product as uncharacterized. Lineage: Eukaryota; Metazoa; Arthropoda; Insecta; Diptera; Culicidae. The transcript has 4 exons. Gene Ontology annotation, molecular function: zinc ion binding; nucleic acid binding. The coding region runs from base 440 to 2227 and encodes 595 amino acids. The record is from RefSeq and is a predicted model, not a curated record.
UUACAAGGCGGUAAUUCCGGCACCGAAGCGAAGCAGCAUCGAGGCGAAGCGGCACCGAGGCGAAGCAGCACCGAGGCGAAGUGGCACCGAAGCAAACCAGCACCAAAGCGAAGCAGCACCGAGGCGAAGCGGCACCGAAGCAAAGCAGCACCGAAGAAGCGGCACCGGAGCGAACCAGCUCCGAGGUGAGGCAGUACUGAGAGGCAGCAUUAUCGAGACGCACCAACACCAAGGCAGCGGAGUACCUGGGCUUAGCGGUAAAUAAUUCGUUUCCAUCCGGAACGAAUUGGUCGACGGAGCGAUUAGGAGUAUUCGAUUCCAAACGGAACGAAUCGGGUAGCCGGACGAAGCUAGACCAGACAACGCGUAUGAAAGUGGCCUUGACUCGAACCAACCGGAUCGAGUUGUACGAAAAGGGCACGGACUGACGGCGGUGGCGAUGGAGUCCAGUUCGACACUAGAUGACGACAAUGGCGCAGUCAUCCAUAUUGUGAGAGAAUCGAAGAAAGUAGUCAAGAAGCGAUUGAAAGCAGCUCUGGAAGAAAAUGACGCAUUAAGAGCACGUCUUGCUCAACUCGAGCAAGCAUCAGUUUGCAAUAAGCCUGAGAAUGAUGAAGACAAUCAUCAACAGGAUAUUCAGAAUAGUCCUGUUGCCUUGAGAGAUGAUUCGAAUUUGCUCGCUACAAUGAAUAAUUGGACUUUGAGUACAAUUAAUAUACCAGAGUGUACUCCUUCGGAUGGAGAGACUGAUAUCGAUAAGAGUGCCUUUGAGUAUUGGAAAGACACAUUCAUAUCAUCCAUAAAGUUGGUUAAUUCCACUGACGAAGACACGUUGUUUGGACUUUUUAAAGUCAAGGCUGGACCCAAAUUGCGGGAAAUCUACCAAACGACAGUAACAACCAUCGGAAUGUCAAGUGAGAUCACGAGCCCUUUUUCCAAUGCUAUGGAACGACUCGAUGAAUAUUUCGGCUCUCGGACGUAUAUCCUUGCGCAGAGAGGGAAACUUAUGAACAUGACCCAAACAAGAACAGAGACCAGCAUACAGUUUGUAAGACGUGUGGGAACUGCAGCCAAACUGUGCAAUUACACAGAGGACGAGGAAAUGGAAGCCGUCGUGAGAGUGCUUACCAAAGGAGCAUUAGACGGAAGGGUUCGUGUUUUGGCCCAUAGGAAUUGGGUGAAGGAGGGAUCGAUGAAGGAUCUCAUCGAUCUAGUAAGAGAUCGUGAACUGGAAAAAGCGAAUGAAGACGAAUUUCAAAGAAGUCACACUCACAAGGAAAUGAAAACGAUUGCUGCUUUCUCGCAGUAUACUAACGAAGCGCCGAAUCAGUUCCGUGGCAACUGGCAUCAAAAUUCUGAACACUGGCGUUACGGGGUUAGAGGACGUCAGGGAUCAAACCGUGGAAGAGGACGUGGAAUGUCGAAUCGUGGAUCGCUCAACAACCGAUCAAGUGGAUCUGUCGGUAAUUGCUGGAGAGGUGGCGGUGUUUACCACCAGCCCAGUAAUUGUCCGGUGAUUCAGAAAGUAUGUCGUAACUGUGGUGGGUUAGGCCAUAUCGCGCGAGUAUGUUCGAAGGUUUCAGAGCAGGUAUUACAGUCGGGACCUCGUAAGCGAAGAAAUGACCAUAAAGAAGAGGUUAACGAUUUGAAAAUUGCUGUUAUCGAGAAAAACGGAGAGAUGAAAGAUGAGGCUACUAUUGUGUUGUUGCCAGAAUCUUCAUGCUCAGAACAGAAUAUGAAUUAUGAGGGAAAAUACAGUCAAGCUCUAUAUGAGGAGCAGAAAGAGAAGACCAAUGAAAUUCAGAGUAUAGUUGCCGAAAACAAAGCGUACAUAAGAGCUUACGUAGCGAAGACACCCAUCAAGUUGUUCAUAGACUCGGGUGCCCAGGUCAACACCGUAACCAAACAUGAUUUUGAAAAAAUUCUGGAUAACGCACAUAGCAAGGACAGUCUACUAGCUUUGGAAUAUUCUUCGGAUAAACGGCUGAAGGCCUACGCUUCGGAAGUCGAUAUUAAUGUGAUUGCAAACUUUUCGGCUGAGUUGUUUAUUUCAGAAGACAGGCCCGCUACGAUUGAAAAGUUCUAUGUUGUCGACGAAAGUCGAUCUCUUCUGAGAUUCAAUAGCGGCAGUCCGUACGAUAAGCAUGCCAUCACAGAAAUGUAUAUACUCCUUAUACCAGCUGUGUUCAAGGAACUGACGAAAAAGAAAUUGAAUGAUCUUCUAUAG